GGUCAACCUGCUAUUUAUAUCUUUAUCAACAACACGCAGUUCGCUCUGUAUAUCUGACAGUAACUUAGAUUGUUCUGCUGUACACGUAGCACGACGAUGAGGUUCCUUCUACUGGUGGCGUUGGCGGCGUUGUUCCUGGUGGUGAGCGCCGACUUCCUGCAGCUACUGAAACACAUCACGCACCAGGACUACUUUCACAAACUGCCCGCGGGGGACCAGGUGAUCCUCGUGGAGCUGGUGGCGGAGGGCGAGAUCGGUCGCCUGUCUGAGUACAUCCACAAAGUUGGGCCGCAGAGGAUCAGACAGAUUGCUAAUAGCUUACCACAACACGAAGAGCAGCUCCUUGUGCAUUACAUACAGCAGCACGUGCACCAUCCAAACACGACCGCAUCAACAUAACGUCAGCAACAUGCCACCUCGGCUACAUGCUGCAACUGCACGUGUGGUAAUAAAGGCAUCCUACGUC
This is a messenger RNA of Haliotis rufescens (red abalone), 466 nucleotides long. RefSeq lists its product as uncharacterized. The record is from RefSeq and is a predicted model, not a curated record. The transcript is spliced from 4 exons. NCBI's taxonomy places the organism in Eukaryota, Metazoa, Mollusca, Gastropoda, Lepetellida, Haliotidae. Bases 97 to 399 code for a protein of 100 amino acids.